AUGGAGAAUUUUUUCCUGUUCUCCUGUUUUGCCCUCUUGGCAUUUGCCUCGGCCGAUGUUAGCCACUUGUUGAACACUUAUUUGCCGCCAGUACAACAAAGCUAUAAGGCUCCAUCGAAUGAAUAUUUGCCUCCAGUUCAAAAUACCCUAUCACCGCCAGCUCCUUCCCGUGAAUAUCUAGCUCCUGUUCAUAGGACUUUUUCUGCUCCCGUUUCUUUCCAUCAACACUCAUUCCAAGCAGGUUUUGGUAGACAUAUUUCAAAACCUUCCCGUGAAUAUUUAGCACCUGUACAAAGAACUUUCCUUGCUCCUGUAUCUUUCCAUCAACAAUCAUUUUCGACCGUUUCUGGCAAUCGUAUUUCUUCUCCUUCUCGUGGUUAUUUAGCCCCUAUACAGAAAACAUACUCUGCUCCUGCUACAUUCUAUCAACAAUCAUACUCGUCGGGUUCUGGUAGCUCUUCAUCAACUGGGGUUGAUGUUGGUACCCAAUAUGCUGCCAAUGGUGGUUACAUUUACUGA
Molecule: messenger RNA, 519 nt
Organism: Musca vetustissima
Lineage: Eukaryota; Metazoa; Arthropoda; Insecta; Diptera; Muscidae
Exons: 2
Coding region: 1-519 (172 amino acids)
Source: RefSeq, a predicted model, not a curated record